Molecule: messenger RNA, 246 nt
Organism: Protopolystoma xenopodis
Lineage: Eukaryota; Metazoa; Platyhelminthes; Monogenea; Polystomatidea; Polystomatidae
Source: the annotation of a GenBank genome assembly
AUGGUGCUACGAAUGGCGAGACUCACUGACGAUGCCGACUACGAUGCUGGCGAAACGUGUGGAAAUGCAACACGUCCACGCUUUGCUUCCAAAAGCCAGGCUGGACUUGUUCUCGUCACACCCGCGCAUGGAAUGUUCGCCUUAAUUGGAAACCCAUGGCCCCUCAGCCUUUCAUCGUUAUCAAUGCGUCACAGUGUCAUUGCGAUCUUCAAGGCAAGCCAGAACUCUCCCAUUUCGGAUAUUUAG